Sporothrix schenckii 1099-18 is the source of this 291-nucleotide messenger RNA. RefSeq lists its product as uncharacterized. The record is from RefSeq and is a predicted model, not a curated record. Bases 1 to 291 code for a protein of 96 amino acids. NCBI's taxonomy places the organism in Eukaryota, Fungi, Ascomycota, Sordariomycetes, Ophiostomatales, Ophiostomataceae. The transcript has a single exon.
AUGAGGAAAGAGGAAGGUGCAGAGACGAACGACGAAGUAGAUGAGGGAGGUGCGAAGGGAAACAAAAAAGAGCAGGUAGAAACAAUGGUAGAAACAACGGUAAAACAAAUCGUCACUUGGCCCCGUGCUGCCGUUCAGGAAAAAGAGUUUCCCUGGGGUCAAACUCCCACGACGGCCUACCGUGCCAGACAGGAAACAGUGAGGUCUGUACGAGGAAAGCGAGACGUUGGGCCAAAUGCUGCGCACCGCAGAAUACGACAGAAAAUCAGGAGACUAAGGGGAGAGACGUGA